Cyphomyrmex costatus is the source of this 2219-nucleotide messenger RNA. RefSeq names its product adenomatous polyposis coli homolog. The annotation marks the transcript as partial. Gene Ontology annotation, biological process: cell fate specification; Wnt signaling pathway; negative regulation of canonical Wnt signaling pathway. The record is from RefSeq and is a predicted model, not a curated record. NCBI's taxonomy places the organism in Eukaryota, Metazoa, Arthropoda, Insecta, Hymenoptera, Formicidae. Gene Ontology annotation, molecular function: gamma-catenin binding; microtubule binding; beta-catenin binding. Gene Ontology annotation, cellular component: beta-catenin destruction complex; cytoplasmic microtubule; catenin complex. The transcript is spliced from 6 exons.
UAUUUCAGUCGUAGAACGAGUGGCGUAGUUUCACCCAGUGAGCUACCUGAUUCGCCCACACAAACAGUUUUAUCGAGUCCACGAAAUCAUAAAACCCAGAAUACAGAAUUUAUAUCAAAGAUACAAGAAGAAGCAGUAAGACCGUCGGUCCAACAUUUAUUAUUUUCUAAACCUCAUAUCACAAGGAAUAGUGUUUUUGAAGAUGACAUUGUCACUUUUAAAGAAGAAUCAACACCAAUUGAAUUUUCCAGUACAACAAGUCUGAGCUCUCUUACAAUAGAUGAUGAAAUUAAAAUACCUAAUGAUACUAAGAAGACAUAUUGUAAAGAGAAAGAAGUAUUUGAUACAAAUAAAACAGAUACAGUUCAUAUACUUGAGAAAGAUAUGUUUAAUAUAAAAAUAAAUAGCUCAGAAAGUAACUUGAAAGAGGAACAAGUAAGUGAUGGUGAUGAAGAUGAUGAGGAUAUGUUGGCUGCUUGUAUUAAUAUGGGAAUGCAAACUAACAGAUAUAGACAGUCUCUGAACGCUCAAAAAUCUAUUCAACCAGAAUCGUCAAGCAUUUUAAUGCCAUAUCAGAGAAAUUCUGUUCCAAAUAGAUUGGAAUCGCAUAUGACUCCUACUAACACAUCUGUUGAUACUUCAAAAAAUAGAACUGCGAUGGAGAUUGUUACUUCAGAUACUGUACAUGUAUAUUGCACCGAAGAUACGCCAGCAGAUAUCUCUCCAGUAGGAUCUCAAUCUAAUUUAUCUGCGCUCUCAAUACCAAGUGUACAGGAAGAUAUAGAGAAGAAUGUUUGUGAGCAAGACAAAUUGAUGGAGAUUAAUUGCCAUAAAAAUGACUUGUUUGAUGAAAAUUCCAAUCUUUCGGGCGAAGAUGAAAAAAUAUUAGAUGAAUGCAUUCAAUCGGGUAUACCUAAGGCAAGACAGAUAACUCCACCUCCAAAUGGCAUUCUGUUUGUCAAAAAAUCUGAAAUACUAUCACACAAGUUUAAUAUAUGUGGUACACCAUCGUCUUCACCUGUUGAGACAAAUCAUGGAAAUAAAAAUUCCAUGUUGAGUCCCAAAUCGUCAGGUAGCGCAUCAUUGAGACAUCCGGACGAAUUUUCAGAUGAUAGCGUAAAUCAUUCAGAUGACGAUGCAAUUUUGACGGAAUGUAUACAAUCCGCAAUGCCAAAGGCAAGAUUUAGUUUAUCACCGUCAAUUAGAUCGCCAUUAGCACAAACUAUAGAAAAUCUUGCAACAAUGAACAUACAGUCAUCUCCCACUUCAUCAACAUUUUUUCAGCCAAGAUGUAUGGAACAAAAAAAAAAUAUAGUGAAAAAGUUCUUGUCUUUCGAAGACAAUGGACUUUCUGAAGAAGAAGAAGAAGAAGAAGAAGAUAUGUUAGCACAAUGUAUUAAAUCUGGUAUGCCAAAAGUACUAAAUGCUAUAUCAUCUACAGCAAUGACACCCACAAUCAAAACAUCUGAACCAUCUUUGAAAGCCGCAAACAAUUUUUCCAUCCCUUCGGUUUCUUAUAUUGCGAAUAAAUCUUAUUCUCCCAGGAAUACCACGCUGUAUUCACCAUCGUUGUACAAAUCUGCGAACAUCAACACAACGGAUGUACGUUUCACGAGAAAUAUAUCCGGCAAUUUUAACUACUUUCCUGGGAAAACAACAAGCAGUAAUAUAACACAAACUUCCAUUCAGACAUUAAAAAAUUGUGAUAACGGUACGCGCGAAAGGAUAAACAUUUCACCGCAUUGUGCUCGAAGAUCGUCGCUUCAUCAUAUAGAGAGUCAAAACGGUAGUUUUGUCGAUAAUUUAUAUGCGCCCUUGCAAUCUUGCGAUGUGAAAUGUAUGCCGAUUUGUAAUAGGAUUAAAAAUAGCGACGAUUAUACAUGUAAAAAUCACAACACAGUGAAAUCCAACAUGAUGCCUUCGCGACACAGUUCAGCGAGUUCCCUUAGUGAAGAUGGUUCGUUGAUUUCUACAGAAGAAUGGGCCCUACUAGAAUUGUGCAUCACUUCUGGUAUGCCUAGAAACAAGUGUCAUGUUAAAGGAACUAAACCUAAUGAGAGUGCAAUCUCCAAUAGUCACGAGGACUACGAGCCGAUACCGGAGGACAAUUAUUCGGUGUGCAGUUACAAUUCGUAUGUUUGUAAGACAUAACAUGCAGAUAUCGCGUGUACUAGAGUUUCUCUCUCUUUUUUUGGCAAUUGUAUAUACAAUAUUAAAAA